Molecule: messenger RNA, 3400 nt
Organism: Drosophila biarmipes
Lineage: Eukaryota; Metazoa; Arthropoda; Insecta; Diptera; Drosophilidae
Gene: Rox8
Product: nucleolysin TIAR
Exons: 5
Coding region: 1040-2464 (474 amino acids)
Molecular function (GO): RNA binding
Source: RefSeq, a predicted model, not a curated record
GGUAAAAAUUUAGCGACGCGUUUAACUCAUGUACUUCUGCCUCAAAAACAACGGGAGUUGUGCAGUUUAAACAGAAACCGGUAGCGGCUAAGCCCAAUCGUUGAGUGAAGUGUGCGAAAAGAGUGCUGAGCAAGUAAAAUGCGCAGCAGCGAUUCCAGGGGUCAGCUUCGAAACCCAAAAACAACACUUAACCUGCGAACUUUCACACUGUUCAACAUAGCCAACUAAUUUUUGUACAAGAACAAGAACGAGCAGCCGCAACCAAGUAUUCAUCUAUACAUUUAUACAAUCCUGUAUAUUGGAACGGACGAACGGACAACAACUUCACAUAUAUACAUAUAUAUAUUUAUAUUUAUUGUAAAACCAACACCCAAAAAAAUCGAAGGAUUGAGCAAUUCCGAAGUACCCACAGUACUGUGUACCCCAAGGAACCCCGAAUCCGAUUCCGAGUCCGUACACCCCAGGCCCCCAGGAAGCGGAGUUAGCCGAUUAUACUAACAUAAUUAGAGCGACAAAUCGUAUAUUCCGAAACACUCCAUUAGCGUUUAGUUAGGACAGAUAUAUUUAUACAUAUACAUAUAGAUGUUUAACGAAAUUUUCAAUUAGGCGCCAGAUUAGUAACGAAGCAAAGCAAUAAACGACGAACCUCAGCGUUAAGCCUAAAGAUCUACCUACCUAGAUGCAGCAUAUAUAGUUUAUGUAAUCCAAAUACCAACCAGCCAAGUCGAGAGUGAGUCGAAGAGUAGUAGAACAAAUCGAAAGUAUUGAAAUUUCUAGCCGAGUUCUCUGUUAGCAGCUAGCCACCGUUUAGAUUGCCGCAAAGACACCUGUUUAAUUAGCGCAGAUACAUAUUUAGAUUUUGUACGUAGCUAGGAACAACAUCUGCAAAUUUUUUGAUAUUGACCCUUCCGACUUGAAAUUGAUGCGGCCAGUUGCAGUUGCUGCGAUUCCGGUCCGAGUGUAGAGCCUUGUAGAUUGCCGACGUAGCCUAGUGUAGAGCCCGAUCGAAGCCACAGUCCCAGGACACCAUCCGCCAGCCAUGGACGAGUCACAGCCGAAGACCCUGUAUGUGGGCAACCUGGACAGCACCGUCUCCGAGGACCUGCUCAUCGCCCUCUUCGGCACCAUGGGCCCCGUCAAGAGCUGCAAAAUCAUCCGCGAGCCGGGCAACGAUCCGUACGCCUUCAUCGAAUAUUCCAACUACCAGGCAGCCACCACGGCCCUGACCGCCAUGAACAAACGCCUCUUCCUCGAUAAGGAAAUCAAGGUAAACUGGGCCACCAGUCCCAGCAACCAGCCCAAGACAGACAUCAGCUCGCACCACCACAUAUUCGUGGGCGACCUCAGUCCCGAGAUUGAGACGGAGACCCUGCGCGAGGCGUUCGCCCCCUUCGGUGAGAUCUCCAACUGCCGCAUCGUGCGUGACCCGCACACCAUGAAGUCAAAGGGUUACGCCUUUGUGUCGUUCGUGAAGAAGGCGGAGGCGGAGAACGCCAUCCAGGCGAUGAACGGCCAGUGGAUUGGCUCGCGGUCGAUACGCACCAAUUGGUCCACGCGCAAGCUUCCCCCACCGCGCGAACCGUCGAAGGGCGGUGGUCAGGGAGGCGGCAUGGGCGGCGGACCAGGAGGCAAUGGGUCCGGCGUGAAGGGCAGUCAGCGCCACACCUUCGAGGAGGUGUACAACCAGUCGAGCCCCACCAACACCACCGUAUACUGCGGCGGCUUCCCGCCGAACGUCAUCAGCGACGACCUGAUGCACAAGCACUUUGUCCAGUUCGGUCCCAUUCAGGACGUGCGGGUCUUCAAGGACAAGGGCUUCUCGUUCAUCAAGUUUGUCACCAAGGAGGCGGCCGCCCGCGCCAUCGAGCACACGCACAACAGCGAGGUUCACGGUAACCUGGUCAAGUGCUUCUGGGGCAAGGAGAACGGCGGCGACAAUUCGGCCAAUAACCUCAAUGCCGCAGCCGCUGCGGCAGCAGCCUCGGCAAAUGUAGCAGCCGUGGCAGCGGCAAAUGCGGCGGUUGCCGCUGGAGCGGGAAUGCCCGGUCAGAUGAUGACGCAGCAACAGAUAGCGGCCGCCACAGGAGCGGCGAUACCCGGCCAAAUGAUGACGCCCCAGCAGAUUGCAGCCGCCACAGCGCAGUAUCCGUACGCCUAUCAGCAGAUGGGCUACUGGUAUCCCCCAGCGGCCUACCCCACAACCCAGAUGCAGACGCAGUACAUGCAACAGGGCUACUAUCCCUACGCCUACACUACCAGUGCUCAGCAAGCGGGAGGUGUCCCUUGCAUACAAUUUUCAGCUGCUGGAUACCGCAUGGUGCCGCCGAAUGUGGCAUGGGGCGUGCCGGGGACUGUGGUGCCCGGCGUAACGGCCGCCGCAGCCUCAGCGGCCGCAGCAGCGAACGGUUCUCUUGCCCCGCAGAUGAUGUACAGUGCUGCGAUGCCACAAUACCAGACCCAAUGAGCUGAGAUGUGACGCCAGCUUCGACGCCGUUUGCAGCAUCCGGGAAGUCGCCCCCAGCCGCAGCCACAACCACCACUGCUGCACCAUCUGCCGCAACUGCAGCAGUUGCAAUCGCAAACGCAUUACGCACGUUUAGGUUACGUACAAUACCGGGUAGUAGCAAAGUCGGAACCGCUUCUGGCCCUGCCGGUGGGCAGCAGUAACAGCAGCAGCAGAAGCAGCCUCAUCAACGGUGGCGUUGCAGCUGGAGAUUAGAAAGGCGCACACGAGUGAGUGUUGUCUAGUUAGGAGUUGUGGCUACGGUUGCGGCUGACUGCGGUGGACGGAAACGGAAGCUGAAUCGGAACCGAGGGUGUAGAGCCCCAAAAUCGAAGGUCGAGGCGGCGCGUGGUACUCAACUUCAAGUGAACCACGCCGGCGACAACUGAAACAACAUCAACUGAAAAGCUCCGGGCGAUGGGCGGGUAGCUGUAACAAUCUAAUCCAAUCUAAGUACGUGUUAAAAUAAUUUAAUGAUUUGUAAUUUAAGCAGAUAAUAGGCGUAUAAACGAAACGGAAACAAAAUAAACCGAAUGAGAAGUUCAACAAAAACAAACAGAUCAGAGAAAAGGCAAUUACGCGCGACAAAGCUAAAAAAAAGCACACACAAUCGAAAAAAAAAAUCGUGACAAAGCAAAUUGUAAUUGUAACUAUGUGGAACAUGUGUCAACGAAAACUGAAGACGGGAAGGGAGGCGUCAGUAGGAUGAAUGGAAAGCCACAAGCAAGCCGAAUGCAAAAUCAAGAGGAAAAACAAAUUUAGUCACUAAGAGAAUGUAAAUUCGAGCAUACAUAUUGUAUAUUUCCAAUGUGGAAAACGAAAUGCGAUAUAAAUAUGUAAAAUGUAAAAUAAAGAAACAAAAAAAUAUAUAAAACAAGUGAGAAAACGAACAGAAAA